AUGCAGUUGUUGGAAAGGGUGAAGGAGGAAUCCCCUUUCAACAAUUUUUUUGAGAGAGAGCCAUUAGCGUUUUCAGGUGCUCUUAUCCAUCAGCUCUUCAUGCAUAAGAUAAAAUCAGAUAAAGAUGAUGAGGUGCAUUUUUAUAUUGCAAAGAAGAGAUGCCGAUUCGGCCGAACUGAGUUUGCCUUGGUGACUGGGCUUAAUUUGUUACGUGGACCGACUGAGGCUGAGGUUUCGGAGAGGGCGACGUCAAACCGUUUGAUAGUAGAAUAUUUUAAUGGGGAUCCAUCUAUCAGCAUUGGUCGUCUGCGCAGCGUCUUUGAGAGUUGCACUGAGAAGGAUGAUUGUUACAAGUUGGGUUUGGUGCUGUUCGUGAUGGGUGUUCUGACUGGGAAAGAAGAGAAGACCCUGGUUCCCCCAUUUAUCAUUAGAAUGGUUGAGGACCUCCCUUUUUUCUACAAUUACCCGUGGGGGAAAAUUUCUUUCAACUUGUUGAAAGAUACUUGGAGUAAGGACUUCGUACAAAAGAAAAAGCAUAUGGAUGAGAAGAUUGUGAAGGGAACGACUCAGAAGGAGUCAAAGUAUUCGGCCUAUGGAUAUGCUGUAGCAUUGCAGUAUUGGGCUUAUGAGUCCAUCCUCGAGCUUGCUAAGAAAUUUGCAAUCAGAAGAUCGCAUCGCUUUCCCCGAAUGGUGAACUGGGAGAGUAAGGAUGCCCCACUCGGGAAAGAGGAAGUCAUCAAAUUAUUUGCAAAAAAAUUGACAGUGUACUCCGUUUUAUGUCCGCGGAGUAAUGAGGCCGAGUUUUUGAGCCACGUCACUGGAGGUGAGGCGCCUCUAUUUGUGGAUAUGGAAGAAUUGGUUAUUGGCAAUGAUGGCCAGCCUACUCAGGAUAGUUUGCGCAGCCAAGCUUCAAAGCUUGCACUCACGCUAGAACAGCGAGCAGAGGAAGCUGGAAUCUUCAGAGAUGAUACACCACCACAUUCUCCACCAUCAGGGGCCCGUUCGUUCCACCGUCCGCCUCAAUGCCCGAUUCUCGCAUCUAUGCGCGGUCAGCAUCUAUUCCCAGCACCUCACAGCCUCAGAGAAGGCCCAGCGCAGAGGCAGAGCCACAGCCCGGACGCCGUGUCUCCAGGAGAUGAGUUCAUUCUUCCGAAUGAUUACAGACCUAAUGAUGUGGAAGAUGUACUCCAGACACCUUUGAACAUGUCGGUCACGUCCAUUGGAGAUACCCAAGAUUCAGAGGUUCAGGUUUUAGAGACCGUUCCAACACCGGUGGAGAAGAGAACGAAGAAAAGGCCAAGGUGGUUUGACGAGUACACCGAAAUGAAGAAGAAGAUGAAGCCAUCAACAACCAAUGUGAAUGUUGACCCACUUCGGCCCGUUGAUGAGAAGCUACUACAUAGUUUUCGAAAUUGGUUAGUGGGAACCAUCGGAAACAAGUAUCCGAGGGACGUCUUCACCGGUCUGUGUGGCGUGGCUUGGUUCUCGACCCUAAAUACAGACAAACUAUGGCUUUCUGAUGACGUAAGUUUAUUAACUAAGUAUUAUAUGUUGUUAUUUACUGCUUUUUACCGUUGUUAUUUGUUUUUUUUUUAA
This is a messenger RNA of Cannabis sativa, 1596 nucleotides long. RefSeq lists its product as uncharacterized. The coding region runs from base 1 to 1596 and encodes 531 amino acids. Lineage: Eukaryota; Viridiplantae; Streptophyta; Magnoliopsida; Rosales; Cannabaceae. The transcript is spliced from 3 exons. The record is from RefSeq and is a predicted model, not a curated record.